AUGGCAGGCCGCAAGCGUGCGACCAAACGCAUACCCGCCAACGGAAACGCAUCAGCCGAUCUCACCACGCCCAAAGUCCCACGUGCACCCUUCUCCGAAGAGCGACGUGCUGAGCUUGACUCUGGCGAACUACCGGACUAUGAUGCGAUGACAGAUGAUGAGCUCAAGGCCCUGGUGCUACAGAAGAACAUCGGUCUACGAGGUCGACACAAGAGGGCGCACAAGGUUAACGCGCUGAGAAAGUCGGAUGCCAAAGACGUGGCAAAGUACCAGGCCUGGAAGUACAAGACCCGAGAGGACCGGGCUGAUGUUCAGCCGAAGAAGGAGAACGGACACGAUAUCGCUCAUGAGCCAGAGGAGCAUCUUCAUUCACUAUCAGAAAAGGAAAAAGAUGAGUAUCGGAAGAAGGUUGAACUCAACAAACAACUCGGACAGCGCCAGGGCCUCAUGUUUGCAAGCAAGUAUCAAACCGAUCCGACACGCAAGUCCUUCCUCGACCUGCCAGCCAACAUUCGAUAUAUGAUAUAUGCCAUGGCACUCUUUGGCACGGAAGACCACGUCGAAGUUAUGAAGAUAUCCUACGUCGAAACCAAAGACCAAUAUCUACCUUUCUUCCGCCAGUACCUUGGUCGUCCUUACGGGUCGGAGAUUAUGAUAUCUGUGCUAGACAUGAUGGGUGCCAUGAAUCAGCAGAUUCGUAGUGAGAUUCGAACCUUCUUUUACGCAAAGAUGCCCCUGACACUUCAAGGAUGCAUUCCUGAAGAGACAGACGCUCAUGGCCUAGUUCAGCGGCUUAUUAUGAAGAUUGGCGUGGAGGGUAGGGCAUCACUGCCUAGCUUGAGGAUUUCUUUAGGCGGGUCUGAUGGUAUGGACUACAAGCAGCCGGGAUACGAUAGCUUUCACAGCCUUCUCGAGACGAUGACGCUGUGCCAGAACCUCGAGUGGUUUGACUUUCAAUUAGCGGUUUCUCACUUCUUCCACACCGAUGUUGAGCCACUCAAAGCCUACUUCUGCCACGAGGCGGCGCUUGAAAGCCUGGGCUUAGAGCGCUUUGCCACCUUCCUGGCUUCAAUGCCCAAUCUCCGGAGCAUUCAUUUGAUCAUGAAGAGCUACCCCCGCUACAAUGGGUCUCUGGAAGGCCUAUCUGGAGAUGACUUAUUUCGACACUUCGCUUUCACCGGCAUGCGAGAAGUUAUGCUAUGGGUCGAGCUUGAAAACCGUCUGCAAGCCAAUAACGUCUAUAAACAAGAUGAUUCAGAGACACGCAAAGUCAACGGUAGGACGUUUUUGUGGAUAAGGUACCCUAUUAUUACUUCUUCCAGAGAGGGAGACGAGAUCAUGGACUUUUCGACCUGGGUAGCUUGGCACAACAAAGCGUUUCCUAAAGCGGUUCAAGGAGAUGAUGCCAGGGUGGAGCUUGUAGACGACGAGUAG
Cucurbitaria berberidis CBS 394.84 is the source of this 1434-nucleotide messenger RNA. RefSeq lists its product as uncharacterized. Bases 1 to 1434 code for a protein of 477 amino acids. Lineage: Eukaryota; Fungi; Ascomycota; Dothideomycetes; Pleosporales; Cucurbitariaceae. The transcript has a single exon. The record is from RefSeq and is a predicted model, not a curated record.